Periophthalmus magnuspinnatus is the source of this 3791-nucleotide messenger RNA. It is a transcript of the gene vegfaa, whose product is annotated as vascular endothelial growth factor Aa. Gene Ontology annotation, cellular component: membrane. The transcript is spliced from 7 exons. Gene Ontology annotation, biological process: vascular endothelial growth factor signaling pathway; positive regulation of angiogenesis; sprouting angiogenesis. The record is from RefSeq and is a predicted model, not a curated record. Bases 117 to 686 code for a protein of 189 amino acids. Gene Ontology annotation, molecular function: vascular endothelial growth factor receptor 1 binding; chemoattractant activity; heparin binding. Lineage: Eukaryota; Metazoa; Chordata; Actinopteri; Gobiiformes; Gobiidae.
UUUUGUGUUGCAUUUUGAAGAUUUUUUUUUAUUAUUAUUAUCAUUAUUAUUAUUAUUAAUAUUAUUAUUUCCUGGAGCGACCUGCUGAAAUCCGAACAUCGAGAGGAAUUACAAUCAUGAACUUUGUCUGUAGUUUGGUACAAAUCCUUCUGGCUGCGGUUUUUCAUCUCUCCACUGUAAAGGGUGCCAGCAUUAAGGCGAUGGACAAGAGCCAAAACGAAGUGGUGCCGUUCUUGACCGUGUUUCAGAAGAGUGUGUGCAAUCCACGGGAGAUGUUAGUGGACGUGUACUCGGAGUACCCUGAGGACACAGAGUACAUCUACAUCCCGUCCUGUGUGGUUCUGUCGCGGUGCGGAGGCUGCUGCCAGGACGAGACCAGGGAGUGUGUCCCCACCCAGACCCGCAACGUCACACUCGAGGUGAUGCGCUCCAGACCUUCGGUAUCGCAGCACCCACUGCACCUAAAGUUCACAGAGCAUACGAGGUGUGAAUGCAGAGAAAAGCCUGGCCUAAAAACAGCCAAGAAGCAAUACCAGUGUGGGCCUUGCUCUGAGCGGAGGAAGCGUUUGUUCAUUCAGGACCCUCUGACCUGUUCAUGCUCCUGCAGAUACUCUCAGUUAGACUGCACGGCCCGAAAGCUCGAGCUAAACGAGCGCACAUGCAGAUGUGAGCGGCCGCGGAGGUGAGACAGAGACACUGAGAAGGAAAUCUGCCACAGCACUUUGAAACGAGGAUCAUUCCUAAAGGACUCAGGCGGCGGGAAUGGGACCUGCUCCACUUUAAACAUAUGUACAUAACCCUGGUACAUCCUCCACAAUGUGUUUGCUGCUAUGUACGAGAUGUAAGAGGACACGUUUUAUUAUGUUUAUUUAUAGCAACGAAUGCGCCGCGGGCGUGUGAUCCAUGAGUAAAGAACUGUUUAUCAGAGACUUUAUCUUUUCUUCACUGGAUGCUGGUCUGCUGUGGAUCAAAGGCUUCACAGAGAAACGAAAAACAAACUUUUAAACUCGACGCAGUGAAGCCCAUGUACUUGAACUGAAGGCAGGUCCUAGGGCGGCCGUUUGGGACGCCCUCUGGACUCUAGGGGGCAGUGUGACGCGGCCGGGCUCUUCCUGUGAGGGGCCGGUCCAAGUUCAGCUGCUCUGAUGAAGAUGAUAAUGUGAAGAUGAUGUUUUUCCCAAAGGCGCAACACCAGGAGGAGGCGAGGAGGAGGAGGAGGCCGUUUCUAAUGCAGUGGAGACAAACGCGAACAUGCUGCUAAAACACUUAUGUUUAAAGACACAGUGUGUAACUUUUGAGCCCAAAGUUUGACUAAAAUAAUAACGUGUUUUGUAGCAGUGAACAUAUGCGUCCUUCCAAUGAGCGGGCUUGCAUCUCCACAAACCUGACUCUUACUUGUCCUGCUUUUGCAGUAUGACAAAAAACAUAUCUAUCUCAAUGGAGAAUAUUCCGAAGUAUAGUUUUAACUUUGUGUUUCCAUGCAGUCCUGCAGGUGACACCUCCAGAAAGUUACAUACUGUAGCUUUAAACACCAGAAAUCAUUUUGUGGUUGUCGAGGAAACAACCGUAGUUUUCUCAGAACUCACUUUUUCAGUGUGAAUUUCCAAAGUGAUCUGUCACUCAAACAGAGCCAGGGUGUGACCAAUCAGAGCGCUGUAUCUUACUGUGUUCAACCAACACAGCGCCCCCUGACAUCAGCCCUCCACACUGCAUUUCUAACUACUUCCUCCUUUAGCUCCGCCUCCUCUGCGUGACCCCGCCCACACAGGAAGAACUGAUAUGUUUGAGUUUGUUUUGAGGUUCAUUUCAGACCAGGCUGUUUAAAGGGAUGUGGCUGUGGGUAAAUACGGAGACACUCGACACGCUGAUCAUAACGAUUGAUCCGCUCAAAAAACGUCCUAUUUUUAUUUUAUUUAAACUCUUCCAAAGAACGACCCGUGUGACCCGUACUCCAUGUCCCUCGUUCACUACAUUUAUUUAUAAUCUUUGUUCAGUAUUGUUUAAUUUAUAUUCAGUGUUAAAAUUAUUCGUCCUCCAUUUUGGAUCUGAACCGUCAUGCCGCCAUUUUGACUGAAAAGUUUGUGACAUUCCUGAAGCUUUUAACGCUGCAAAAAAUAAUUUGUUAAAAUGGUUUGAUUCAGAAUCUGAAUCUUGAUUUGACGAGAUUCUAGAUUUAUUCAUGAAAUGGUUUAGAAUUUUUAAGACAUUUGGACAGUUUUUUUUUUUUAUCUGAGUUUUUUUUAUUUAUUCGUAUUUAUUUUAGAAGCACACUUCAUUAUGAAAAAGCAUUACUGUCUCUGAAGUUUCCAUUUGCCUCAUGAAUCUAUAAAAGGACGUGACAAACACAGGUGUAGAUACAGACCGAGUGCGGCUGAAUUCAGACAAAAUGUUCAAAACAGGUUCAGAAUUCAACUCAUUUAACCCAUAGAUGUGAUUUUUUUGCAGUGUGUAGACGGGGGCUGUGGGUGGAUUGUGGGGCCUUUUUGACCCCCGCCUUGACACCCCCAAACAGGUGGGGGCAGCCUGGGUCAGUGUGACAAAACAGAACAUGUGGUUUUGCACUUAAAGGCCCACGUCAUGGACACGGCACUGCAAAAAACAGACUUGAAUUCUGAACCUUCAGUGCAGUGAUUUUAAAUUUAGAUUUAUUCUGAGAUGUAUUCUUUAAUAUCUCACACUUUUGAUUUGAGAAAAAAAGAGAAAGUUAAUAUUAUUCAGGAGACACACUAUGGGACCUGGUUUGGACCCAGUUUAGUCCUGAAUUGGUUUUGUACUUUAGACCUGGAUUAGUCCCGGUUUAGUCCUGGUUUAGACCUGGUUCAGUAAUAGUUUCAUAGUACUAGUGAAAAGCAGUUAUCUGGGCUCUUAAGUAAACUCUGCUCAAAUCAAGAUGAUUUUUAUGAAUUCAACUAUUUAAAGAUUUUUGCGGUGUAAAGCUGGACUUGGGCUUGAACUUGGUUUAAGACUUGAGUUCGGACUUGGUUUAAGACUUGGGCUCAAAGUGAGAGGGAGGCAAUGGGACUGGUCUACAAAAUAAAAAUAAAAAUCACCACUAUUUGUUACAGUACAUGACCUGUGUGAAGUGACCAGGACAUGUGUGUAAUGACCAGGACAUGUGUGAAAUGACCAGGACCUGUGUGUAAUGACCAGGACCUGUGUGUAAUGACCAGGACCUGUGUGUAAUGACCAGGACGUGUGUGUAAUGACCAGGACCUGUGUGUAAUGACCAGGACCUGUGUGAAAUGACCAGGACCUGUGUGUAAUGACCAGGACCUGUGUGUAAUGACCAGGACCUGUGUGUAAUGACCAGGACCUGCGCCACCAAGAGACAAGGACUUUUUAAUUUUAUCCACAAAACACUUUAGAUAAAAGGAGAUUUUACUUAUUUUACAUUCACAUAUUUAUUACAAUUUCAAAAACACAUUUUUCUGAAUUUAUUUUAAAAUCUGAAUAAUUAUCUUUGAUUUUUAAUGAAACACUAAAGCCUUAUAUUACCUCAGACUCAAUGAUUUUACCUGUGUAUCUUUAGUUUAGUCCUGCUCCAGUUCUACUUUAGUCUUAGUCUUGGUUUUGGUCUUGGUCCAGUCCUGAUUCAUUCCUGGCCAAGUCCUGGUCCAGUCCCGGUCCAGUUCUGGUCCCGCUGCCCCCUGUCCAGAGCCUGGUUCACUGUGAUCAGUCGUGGCCUGAACAUUCUCGUUGUAUUUAAAUUCUAUUGUACAGACACAUUUUGUUGGUUUAUUGAUAUAUUUAUUGGUGCUUUAAAGAUUCUAUGUUUUUUCAUUAACUCUGGU